CCGGGUGCGGCGCCCCCUUCCCCGAGCCCGCGCGGCGAUGAAGCGGACCCGCGAGGAGGUGGACGCUACGCUCCAGAUCGCCAAGCUGAAGGCGGCCGAGCUGCUGCCGGUUGUGCACUGCCUGGGCUUCGGCCCCGGGGCCGGCGCCGCCGUCGGAGACUCCUGCCUGCUGGAGCUGGAGCCCGCGCUGUGCCAGCAGCUGGAGGCCGGGCACAGUCUUGUGAUUCGGGGUGAUAAAGAUGAGCAGGCUGUGCUGUGCAGUAAAGACAAAACCUAUGACUUGAGAAUAGCAGACACUUCCAAUAUGUUGCUUUUUAUUCCUGGUUGUAAGACUCCUGACCAGCUGAAGAUGGAAGAAACACAUUGUAACAUUAUUCACACCGAGAUCUUUGAUUUUUCUAAUAAUUAUUGGGAAUUAAGAAGAUGCCGACCCAAAUUAAAGAAGCUAAAGAAACUUUUGAUGGAAAACACCUAUGAAGGACCUGACAGUCAAAAAGAAAAGGAUUCAAAUCAUUCAAAAUAUACAACCGAAGAUUUGCUGGAUCAAAUUCAGGCAAGCGAGGAAGAAAUAAUGACCCAAUUACAAGUUCUAAAUGCCUGUGAGAUUGAAGGUUACUGGAGGAUUCUUGAUUUUGAUUAUGAGAUGAAACUUCUGAAUCAUGUAACUCAGCUUGUGGAUUCUGAAUCUUGGUCCUUUGAUAAAGUUCCUUUGAAUCCAUGCCUUCAGGAACUUGGACCAUUGGAGCCAGAGGAAAUGAUUGAACACUGUCUUAAAUGUUAUGGAAAGAAAUAUAUAGAGGAAGGUGAAGUUUAUUUUGAAUUGAGUGCUGAUAAAAUAUGCAGAGCAACAGCACAGAUGCUACUUCAGAAUGCAGUGAAAUUUAAUCUUGCUGAGUUUCAAGAAGUGUGGCAACAGAGUGUGCCUGAAGGAAUGAUAACUAGUCUUGAUCAGCUUAAGGGUUUAGCCUUGGUGGAUCGACACUCGAGACCAGAAAUCAUAUUUUUGCUAAAAGUAGAUGAUUUACCUGAGGAUAAUCAAGAACGUUUUAACAGUCUAUUCUCUCUAAGGGAAAAGUGGACAGAAGAAGACAUAGCUCCAUAUAUUCAAGAUUUGUGUGGAGAGAAGCAAACAAUAGGUGCAUUACUCACCAAAUAUUCUCGAUCUUCAAUACAAAAUGGUGUUAAAGUUUACAACUCAAGAAGGCCCAUUUCUUAAAAGAAUAACAGUCUGUUCUUUGGGACUAAAGUUGCUUCAUAAACGCUGAUGAUUCUAAGAAAAAGAUUCUUGAAUAUAUUUGUAUUCCAGAUUUUAAAAAACCUAUUGCUUUGAAGCCUUUUUCUCCAGAUCUUAAGCAUUUUGAAACUACUGUUCUUUCCCUUAAAUGUAACAGGAUAUUUCUAUGUCUUUCAAGUUAUUUUUACAUUAUGCAUACAGUGUUGUUUCCUGUAUUUAGUGUAUCUUAAGUCUGUAUGGUUUUAUUUAUAGAAAAAGAGUGUUCCCUUUUUUAUAUUUAAAAUUGCAUCUUUUGGGGAUCCCUGGGUGGCUCAGCGGUUUAGCGCCUGCCUUUGGCCCAGGGCGUGAUCCUGGAGAUCUGGGAUCGAGUCCGCAUUGGGCUCCCUGCAUGGAGCCUGCUUCUCCCUCUGCCUGUGUCUCUGCCUCUGUCUCUCAUGAAUUAAAUAAAUAAAAUCUUAAAAAAAUA
Molecule: messenger RNA, 1700 nt
Organism: Canis lupus familiaris (dog)
Lineage: Eukaryota; Metazoa; Chordata; Mammalia; Carnivora; Canidae
Gene: DSCC1
Product: DNA replication and sister chromatid cohesion 1
Exons: 9
Coding region: 38-1216 (392 amino acids)
Biological process (GO): maintenance of mitotic sister chromatid cohesion; mitotic sister chromatid cohesion
Cellular component (GO): chromosome, centromeric region; nucleus; Ctf18 RFC-like complex
Source: RefSeq, a predicted model, not a curated record